AUGUCUACAGUAUAUGUCAAUGAAAAAUCAGGCAAGGAUGCUGCUGAUGCCACUGGCUCGGAGCAAUCUCCAUUUGCUUCUCCAGCUUAUGCAUUGUAUACCAACCCAGACGCUAAGGUUUUGAUCUACAAGCAAGUUGAAGAAGGCGAGGACUCAAAAUUCGAGUACGUCGAGAUAUCUGCAUCUGCAUUGAAAAAGGCCAAGAAGGGAGCCGAGGGAUUAAAGAAGAAAGCUGAAAAGCAAGCCAAAAUGAAAGAGGAGACUCAAAACUUGCCCAAGGUUGAGGCUUUGGACUUGAACUCUAUUGAAGAAGACAAGUCAUUACCCGAAGCCAAAAAGAUCAAAUUGGGCAAGAUCCUGGAAAACGUCGAUAGCAGAGUUUUGGUGCAAGGUUGGAUUCACCGUUUAAGAGUGCAAAAGGGUUUGGCAUUUAUUACUUUGAGAGACGGAACUGGCUUUUUGCAAUGUGUCCUCACUGGAGAUUUGGCCAAGGCUAGACAAACACAGGAAUUGACUAUUGAGUCAACAGUUGCCAUCAAAGGUGUGAUAUCCAAGUUACCCGAAGGAAAGACUGCUCCAGGUGGAGUUGAGUUGAAGGCUGACUACUACAAGAUUUUGGGUCUUGCGCCAGGUGGAGAAGAUGCAUUCACCAACAAGAUCCAAGAGGGUGCCGAUCCAUCAUUAUUGUUAGACCAACGUCAUUUAACUUUGAGAGGUGAAAGUUUGUCAGCAGUUAUGAAAGUGAGAGCUGCAUUUUUGAAAUCCAUCCGAAGAGUAUAUGUUGAAGAGGGACUCUUGGAAGUGACUCCACCAUGUAUGGUGCAAACUCAAGUCGAAGGUGGAUCCACUUUGUUCAAGAUGGACUACUAUGGUGAAGAAGCAUUCUUAACCCAAUCUUCACAAUUGUAUUUGGAGACUUGUUUACCAGCACUCGGUGACGUUUACUGUGUUCAAGAAUCUUUUAGAGCUGAAAAAUCUCACACGAGAAGACACUUGAGCGAAUACACACAUAUCGAAGCAGAAUUGGGAUUCCUCUCAUUCGACGACUUGUUAAAGCACAUCGAGACCGUGAUUGUUAAGACUGUGCAAUACGUCUUGGAGGAUCCUGUUGCCGGUAAACUUAUUGAGCAAUUGAACCCUGGCUUUAAGGCACCACAAUUGCCAUUCAAGAGAAUGCAAUACAUUGAUGCUUUGGACUGGUUGAACGAAAGAGGUAUCUUGAACGAUGAAGGCAAGCCAUUCUCCUUUGGAGAUGAUAUCGCCGAGGCUCAGGAGAGAAAGAUGGUUGACACAAUCAAUGAGCCUAUUUUGUUGACAAGAUUCCCAGUGGAAAUCAAAUCAUUCUACAUGCAAAAGUGUAAGGACGACCCUAGAGUAACGGAAUCAGUUGAUGUGUUGAUGCCAAAUGUGGGUGAAAUCACUGGUGGUAGUAUGAGAUCUUAUGAGUACGAAGAUCUUUUGGCUGGUUUCAAGAGAGAAAAAAUCGACCCAGCACCUUACUACUGGUUCCUCGAUCAACGUCGUUAUGGUACUUGUGAGCACGGAGGAUACGGUCUUGGAACUGAGAGAAUCUUGGCAUGGCUCUGUGACAGAUUUACUGUGAGAGACUGUUCAUUGUAUCCAAGAUUCACUGGUAGAUGUAAACCAUAG
Molecule: messenger RNA, 1650 nt
Organism: Lodderomyces elongisporus
Lineage: Eukaryota; Fungi; Ascomycota; Pichiomycetes; Serinales; Debaryomycetaceae
Gene: DED81
Product: asparagine--tRNA ligase
Exons: 1
Coding region: 1-1650 (549 amino acids)
Biological process (GO): asparaginyl-tRNA aminoacylation
Cellular component (GO): cytoplasm
Molecular function (GO): asparagine-tRNA ligase activity; ATP binding; nucleic acid binding
Source: RefSeq, a predicted model, not a curated record